Messenger RNA from Pelagomonas calceolata, 1003 nucleotides. The record is from the annotation of a GenBank genome assembly. Lineage: Eukaryota; Pelagophyceae; Pelagomonadales; Pelagomonadaceae.
AGUCGUAGGCGGCUUUGCAGUCGCGCACCGUCCUAGCCCACCGCGCGGCUGCGCGAGACCCAGCCGAGGCCUCCUCGCUCUACAAAGGCCCAGCGCCGCCCAGUCCCGCCCGCGCCGCCCCCCACGGCCGCGCGGCGAGGAGAAACUGAGGAGAGGUCAAGGACGCGAAUAUUCGCAGCGCGCGGCCCCGCGCGGCCCCGCCCGCCUCUUGCGAGGCCUAAAUAGCACCGCGGUACACGAGCCGGUUCGCGGACGGCGCGGGACGUAGAUGGCGUCCCUGGUCGCCCCGAGCCCACAGUCCACCGUCUCACGAAAACGCGGUUUUUGUGCCGACAUCUCGCCGAUCGCGGCGCCGACGACGAAACGAACUCGAUUCGACGGCUACGCCCGACUCCGCGGCCUAUUUCCCAUGGUAGACGAUCAAACUAUCCGUACGGUCUUCGACGCCUGCAAGGGCGACAUUGACAGCGCGGUCGCCAGACUAAGCGCGCUCGCGCUCGCCUCCACGGCGGCGCGCACGGCCCCGCCCUCACCGCCCAAAGCUCCCGAGCCGGAGCCCGCGGCCACGAUCGAGACCGCGCGAUCACCCGACGACUGGGUCGGCGCCUUCGUGGCGGAGAUGGCUCGGUCGAGCGACAUUCCCGACGCGCGCCAGCGGGCCGCGCGAGCCCUGCGCGCCUUCGAGUCCUUUGUGAGCGCGCGCUCCGCACGCCAAGCCGACCAGCGGGCGGACCGCCUCGAACGCGAGAAUCAAGUUCUGAAGCGGGCCGUGGCCGUACAGGCUAGGCGACUCGAGGCGACGGACUGCGAGAAGGCAGCGCUGGAGCGCACGGUGUCCGCCCAGGCCGAGCGCCUGCGCCGCGCCGAGCGGACGAAUUACGCGCUCUCCGUGCACCUCCACCGUGCGUCGCCGGGUGGCAUCCCGGACAACCGUCCGCCCGACGUGUACUGACCGAAUUCGCCCCCACAAAUCCCCAAUGUUAUUUAACGCUGCACUUAUAGU